Arabis nemorensis is the source of this 306-nucleotide messenger RNA. Lineage: Eukaryota; Viridiplantae; Streptophyta; Magnoliopsida; Brassicales; Brassicaceae. The record is from the annotation of a GenBank genome assembly.
AUGACAAGACAAGAGAAUGGGAAGAGAGAAAGAUUCUCCUUAGCUUCCUAUUUGCCAGAUUUAUUCCAAAGCAAUCCGUCCAUAGAAAUUGUUAACAUACAAGGUGACCAACUCCAGUCUUUGGUUUCCAAGCUAGUUACAUACUGCACCAAUGCUGAAGUAGACUCCAAAGUUUCAAGUUCUAAGUCAUCUCAACUCGAUUUGGAACCAUUCCCGAAUAUGGAAAACUUUCGUGUCAUUUGUGAAUCACACAUCAGGAUAUGCGCAGCCUGCACAUUUCAAAGGCAAGCACUCUGCACUUUUUAA